Messenger RNA from Aphis gossypii (cotton aphid), 2404 nucleotides. RefSeq names its product N-acetyltransferase ESCO1-like. Gene Ontology annotation, biological process: mitotic sister chromatid cohesion. Gene Ontology annotation, cellular component: chromatin; nucleus. The record is from RefSeq and is a predicted model, not a curated record. Gene Ontology annotation, molecular function: protein-lysine-acetyltransferase activity. Bases 16 to 1887 code for a protein of 623 amino acids. NCBI's taxonomy places the organism in Eukaryota, Metazoa, Arthropoda, Insecta, Hemiptera, Aphididae. The transcript is spliced from 9 exons.
UUUCAGUCUUUUAACAUGAACUGCACUACAAUCACUGAAUUAAGUCCCACUAUGAGUGAUAAAUUUGAAAGACUUAUGUCAGGAUCAAAGAAUGGACAUACAUGUUCAGCAACAAUUAUUAUUGAGGAAACUCCAAAUUCAAGACGAAUUAAAAAUGUUAACACAACACCCUUUGAAUCAGAGACUAAUAAAGAAGCUAAAACUCCUAAGAAAAGUUUAAACAACAACACUGUAUUAGGAGUAAAAACAUUAAACUUUUAUGGCAGUAAUCAGAUAUCAAUAGAAGAUCUCCGUAUUAGAAGAUUUACUCGCUUAAAUUAUAAUCCAAAGGUAAAAGCUAAACUAUUCAAAGAUACAAAAUCAACAAGUAAGAAAAGACCAAGAUCAACUAGUCAUGAAAAAAAAUCUAAGGUAAAUUUGUUUCCGGGUGUUACAUUACCAUUUAAAAAGAAGCCUACAAUUAAAAAAAAUAUCAUCAAAAUUGAAGUAUGUGAAGAAAAAGUUAAGAAAAACUAUUUUGAUACUUCUAAAUCAUCUUCAAAAAACGUAUGGACAGAAUAUAUUAAACAGGAAAAACCUGAACGUAUAAAAAUUGAAGAUUCUGAUAACAGAAAAUUUUUCAAAUCAAAAGUAAUUCAUAAUGACAUACCAAUCAAAAAAGAUAAUAGCUUUAAUUUUAAAGUUGUUAACUGGGGUGAUGAAAAUAUGAUGAGCACAGUCAAUUAUUCAGAUUUCAAUAACACAGAAAUACUUGAUGAUGGAACAAUAGAACAAAUUGGACAAGAAGUUAAUGAAUUAAUUGAUUUGUUGGAUGAUGAUGAUAAUGAUUCGACAGCUGUACGCUACCCUGGUCUCUCGUCAAAUUCUACAAAAAGAAAUCAUGAAGAUCAAGAUGAUGAAGAUUCAUGUGAAGGGCUAGAUUCUAAACGUUUGAAGUCAGAUAUACAAAGCCAAAAUACUAUUUUAAGAUGUCAAAUGCCAGAUUUGAUUAAAGAUGCUUAUGCUAUUGAUGGAAAUUAUCACUCAGCUUAUUCAUCUCAAAAAAAUGUAUCAAGUACAUUUGAAUUUAAUAAUAUGGUCAUAGAUGAAUCAAAUACUUCAUAUGAUACUUCUGUAACCUUAAAUGAAUCACCACAAACAAAAUUGUUCCCUAUUUUUACCAAUCAGACACCUUCACCAAGUCAAGUUGCAUGUGGAAAACCUACAGCACGAAGAAUUAAAAGAAUUAUUGAUGCUACUCAGUAUCAAAUUGAUGCUGGUCAAAAGAAAUUUGGUGGUUUUUUGUGCCAACAAUGUGGUCUAUAUUAUUCAAGAGGUGAACCAGAAGAUGAAGCGGAACAUGAUAAAUACCAUGCAGCCAAGGAUAUUUUUAAGUAUAAUAGUUUUAAAAAUGAAAAAGUUCUUUAUCAAGACACUGCUGAACGUAUUGUUGUUAUAUCGGGCUCAGAUUCUAAAAUGGCAUGUACAAAAGCUUUAGAAGUUAUAUCAUUUGUUGAUGUAGAACUUGGCUUUAACACACAAAAUUCUGUUUUGCCUACGACUAAAAAGGUUUAUUUGUAUAUUAAAGAUAAACAAGUGAUUGGAUGUCUAGUAGUAGAACUAAUAUCUGAGGCUUAUCGUAAUCUAGAAACUGAAACAGAAGACAUGGUUAUUGUUUCUGAAGAAUCGUAUCCUGUUAAAGUUGGUGUUAAUCGUAUAUGGACUAAAUGGGAUUGUCGUAAAAAUGGAAUUGCUUCAAAACUUCUAGACUGUUUCCGUAAAAACUACGCGUAUGGACAUAUAUUGACACUUCAUGAAAUAGCAUUUACAGUACCCACACGUGCCGGAAAACAAUUCAUUAAAAAGUAUACAAAUAAAAAUGAUUAUUUUGUUUAUACUGGGUGGUAAUUUUAAUUCCUAAGUAUAAUAAGUAUUAACUACUAUUUUUACUGUUCAUAUAUAUUUUUUUUAUUGUUAAGAUUAGAUUAAGACCUAUUUCUAAAAUAAAUAUUUUUAUGAGAUUGUAAUAUUUAAUAAUGACUAAGUUUUUAAAUUUUAGAAACUUAUUUAAUUACCAAAUCAAUAGCUUUUCUUCAAAUAUACUAGUUUGAUGUUUUCAUAACUCAAUGACAAUUACAAUUCUAUUUUUAUACAUAUCUAAUUAUAAUAUUAUAAAUAAUGUUUGUUAAUGAAUCUCUCAAUCAAGAUAAUUUCAAAAUACUUUAGAAUUGUAUUAAAUUAUUUGUAUCAAAUAAGUCACAUUUAAGUUAAUAUAUUAAAAUUCAUCUAAAUGUAUACUAUUUUUGAAUUGUAAAAUGCAUAGUCAUAAUUUGAGCAACAUGUAUAGUUUAUUUACUUAAUUAGAGAUAGUAAUAGUUAUGUAUUUUCUAUUUUAUGCAUAAUGUUAAUUUUUAAAUUAUAUCAU